Theobroma umbraticum is the source of this 1371-nucleotide messenger RNA. RefSeq names its product cyanidin 3-O-galactoside 2''-O-xylosyltransferase FGGT1-like. The record is from RefSeq and is a predicted model, not a curated record. Lineage: Eukaryota; Viridiplantae; Streptophyta; Magnoliopsida; Malvales; Malvaceae. Gene Ontology annotation, molecular function: UDP-glucosyltransferase activity.
AUGGGUGAAAAAAUGCUUCACAUUGCAAUGUAUCCAUGGUUUGCAGUUGGCCAUAUUACCUCAUUUCUCCAUAUCUCUAACAAAUUAGCAGAAAGAGGCCACAAAAUCUCCUUCUUCUUGCCAACCAAAACACAAAGCAAGUUCGAGCCUUUCAAUCUCCACCCCGAUGUCAUAACAUUCAUUCCAAUUAAGGUUCCUCAUAUUGAUGGCCUCCCACUCGGCACUGAAACAACAACCGAUAUUCCUUUCUCACUUCAACAUCUUCUUAUGGCUGCAAUGGAUCUCACAGAACCUGCCAUUGAAGCUUCUCUCCGUGAACUCAAACCCCACUUCUUUUUCUUUGAUUUUACUUACUGGGUGCCAGCGUUGUGUCACAGACUAGGCAUCAAGUCCAUGUAUUACUGUACCAUUAGCCCUGCAACUGUUGGCUAUUUGAUUAGUCCGACAAGAAAGAUUCUUGAGAAAGGUUUGACAGGGUCGGACCUCAUGGAGCCUCCGCUAGGUUUCCCUUCUUCGAGUAUCAAGUUACGUGACCAUGAAGCCCGAGGACUUGCAGCUGCAACAAUAAAAGAAUACGGUAGCGGUAUUUCAUUCGUUGUGCGCCAAUCAACUGCCUUAAAUGAAUGUGAUGCUAUUGGUUUCAAGACAUGCAGGGAGAUUGAAGGGCCUUAUUGUGAUUACGUUGAAAAACAAUUUGAAAAGCCAGUGAUUUUGGCAGGACCGGUAGCGCCAGGGCCGCCAAAUAAGACUUUAGAAGAACGGUGGGAGAAGUUGUUGAGCAGCUUUCAAGCUCAGACUCUGAUAUUCUGUGCUUUCGGGAGUGAAUGUGUUCUCAACAAAGAUCAGUUCCAGGAAUUGGUUUUAGGUCUUGAGCUGACAGGUUUACCAUUCUUGGUUGCCCUGAAACCACCAAUGGGAGCUGAAACAACUGAGUCAGCAUUGCCAGAAGGGUUCAAAGAGAGAGUAAAAGGAAGAGGGUUUGUUCAUGGGGGUUGGGUGCCGCAACAGUUGAUCUUGAGUCACCCUUCCGUGGGGUGUUUCGUGACCCAUUGUGGUUCCGGCUCUUUAUCAGAGGCUAUGGUCAAUGAUUGUCAGUUGGUGCUGUUGCCUCAUAUCGGAGAUCAGAUAAUUAACGCAAGACUGAUGGCUGGAGAUCUCAAAGUUGGAGUAGAGGUUGAGAAAGGUGAAGAAGAUGGACUUUUCAGAAAAGACGAUGUUUGCAAGGCAGUGAUGGCCGUGAUGGACGAUGAUAGUGAGGUGGGGAAACAGGCCAGGGCAAACCAUGCUAAAUGGAAGGACUUCCUUUCAGGCAAAGGGCUUGAAAUCUCCUACAUUGAUAGUUUCGUUGAGAAGUUGCACGCGCUGAUAUGA